UCGAAUGUUUUACCUUUUUUCUGCUGGAUCUACUAGCUGCCUAUUCUUACGUACAAUUGAUGCUUGUGUACACGCAAUGCUUCAUGAUCAGUGUCUCUAUAAAGUUGAAACAGGCCGACAACAUACUCACCGCUAUACGUAGAAUUGAAACAAAGAUACAAAGAACAGACACAAAUAGGCCACUUGCCGUCUUCGAACAGCUGCAAGACGAGCGUCUCGUUAGUAAACAGAUCACUUUGAUUGGCAGCAUUUUGACUGAUCAACUGCCUUGUGUUUUAUUUGGCGUAACCUUUGUCUACUGUGCCGUCUUAUUAUAUUGCAACAGACUUGAUGGAAUCCGUUCUUACUGCUGGCAGCUCGAGAAGCUGGGCGAUUUUUGCUUUGGUGCUUGUUACUGCUCUCAAUCUAGUCGGUAGUUACAGGCUGGAAAAGGAUGAAGAUCGUAUUGACUUUCAUUUAGAAUUUGAUGAUACUCUAGACAGAAUAAGGAGGCAAGAUACCAACGUUCCAAUGCCUACUGGCACUGGACCAUUCAGAGACCACAAAAAACCAUCUAGCCCUUCUUCUUCCUCGCCUUCAAUGCAAAGUCCUACCACAUCAGAGCAUCAGACAGCGCCAUUAACAAAAAUUACGAGUCAGCAACCAACGAGCAACACAUUAAAGCCAACAACGAAUUUGAUGAGUCAAGAGCCAAAGAGUACAUUAAACUCAGUAACAUACCCGACGAGUCGACCAGGAAAGAGCCCAUCACCAAAGGCCACCACUUCUGCACCAAGUCACACAUCGACGGAAAGCACGACAAUAUUAAACUCAGUAACAUCCCUGACGAGUCGACCAGGAAAGAGCCCAUCAUCAAAGGCCACCACCUUUGCACCUGCAUCAAGUCACACAUCAACGGAAAGCACGACAAUAAGUACGUCAAUUUCAACUCGAGACACAUCUGCUGUGUCAUUCAGCACCACAUCGAUGCCAGACGAACACGGGGCGACAACACCUGAAGAUAUGGAUGUUACCGACGAUAUGGAUGAUACAGAUCAAGAACAGAGUGGAAGUGACAAAGUUUCUACUGAUGGCAUCACUAAAGCGUUUUCGACUGUACACUAUGUGUCUUCUACAGUCUCUAUUGACGAUGUUGAUGCCUCUCCAGUUGGCACCGGUACAAGUACGUUGCCUACAGAAGCUUCAACGGGCAAAUCCGACGAAGCAGGUCUUCCUACGUAUGUGAUUGUUGUUGUGGUUGUACUCGUGAUUGUUGUACUUGCUGCUCUCGUAAUUUUUGCUUACUGUCUGGCUAGAAGAGGUAAAUAUUAUUACGCACCAUUGACAUAAAUUCGACUGCAAGCAAAGUGAUGUUCUCUAACACCAGUACAAGUACGUUGCCUACAGAAGCUUC
Messenger RNA from Corticium candelabrum, 1393 nucleotides. Its product is annotated as mucin-2-like. The record is from RefSeq and is a predicted model, not a curated record. NCBI's taxonomy places the organism in Eukaryota, Metazoa, Porifera, Homoscleromorpha, Homosclerophorida, Plakinidae. Bases 331 to 1329 code for a protein of 332 amino acids. The transcript is spliced from 8 exons.